AUGCGUCUUAAAUACCGCUGUUCCCUGCCCCUAGGCCGCAUAUCUGCUUCGGUUUGCCGCCAUCCCCGGAGACUGCUCCAGUCUACCGCAAAACGCGCCUCAGCUCGCCCGCCGCAGCAGUUAUCUGCACGCACCAUCGACUCUAGCCAAUUGUUGUCCCCAGAUCCAAGAGCACUCAGGAACGAGCGUACAGAUUCAUUCGUCCCGGAGUAUCUUAGUGAUUCGAUUCAGAAGAUAAAGGACCUUGCCGCUGCUAUUGAAGGAAAACAUCUGCCUGACGAGUUACAUGGGGGUGUCUGGCCGACAGAUGACAGAGUCCGCUGCGCUGUCAAAGGCAUCCGCCAUCAUGUCGAGUUCGCCAAGUCCAUCGAGGUGGCUCAGCUUUGCUCUAGCUCUCGCCGGAACGGCGAAGUAUUCUCGAGAGCACGCAACGCCCGCCUCAUCAUGAGUAACACCAUACCCGAGAUGGUUUCCGAAAACACCAAGCCGUAUUGCAUUUGGCAUCCUGACCUCGCGACUGAAGGGACCUAUCGAGAGCUCGCCCACCGGUAUCCCGAUAUGCGCUACCAUGUCGGGCGCGCCUGUGCUGUCGCUGGUUAUACUCAAUUAUACCAUGAACUUAACCUCUUACCGGACGUUUCCAUCGCGGAAGAGGCUAGGGACAACAAUUCUACUGCGAUAUUCGAGUCAAUCAUGGGAAAUCAAGUCAAGUAUGCGGUGAUGGACGACUACAGGCGACUGGUUCACCUCGAGAGCCCAACAGCCGGGGCAUUCCUCAAUUGCGACACAGCUGUCCGUUCGUCUCUUGAUUUUCACCGAACUCUUGGGGACGAAGAAGCGAAUGAAUAUUACGAGCAUUACUUCGACAUUCAAGAAGAUGGGCAUAUCAGCACCAAAUGGUCUCCAAAACUUGGCUCCAGUCGAAUCGACGACAAGUUCGCUGGCUUGCUUUACGCGCCACUGCCGAGAGACCUACCCAACAUAAAUAAGGACAUACUCAUUCUUGCUGCCGCUUGGGAUGGUAAUAUCGAUCGUUAUGCGCGGCUGCGACGCCCCAAGUAUGUCAAUGGAGAAAUCUCCGCCGUCAUGCGCGGCGCUCAGCAUCACACCGCUUUCGCCAGGUGGCUUGAUACCUGCGUGGAGGAUUUGUUUGACCAAGACGGUGUCGAGUUCUUCAGAAAAGCCAUCAAUGCUCGCUUCAUCAUGAACAAUGAUUUGUCGCGCAUAACGCCUGAGACUGAUGGGGAAAUACUGCCAGAGAUGUUCUGGUGGCCACAGCGGCCACAUGAAGAUACUGUGAGGGAGCUGGCCUGGCGACGUCCCGACCUAAAACAUCAAUGUGCCAUUGCUUGCAUCGUGUGUAACUACCGCAGUCUUUUCGACGAACUACAGGUCCUGCCUUCUCGUUCGCAAUGGAAUGCGGCCUGCCAGAGCCCGAAUCCAUGGUACAGAAAUGAUAUCGAGAAACGCGCGAAGGCUGCCGGCAUUGACAUUGGAGUAAAGCAUGUAAGCUUGAUCGAAGGGAUUCCCCCAGAUGGUAUCUGGACUCCGAGAUUUCUCCGGUGGGAUAAGGAGCCGUCCGGAGAUGCAGAGAUGCCCGAGAUGCUUGAGUGCAACGCCGAGAGAAGGUCCGACAGCAUGUACAGUUUUGAGGAGGAGUUUGAAAUGGGUGGGUUCUUCAACGACCACAUGCAGCAGCAAAUGGCGGCGUGGAGUACCUACUUAAGCGCCACGGACGAGGCGAGAAAAACCAUGCUUCCAGGUCCCAUGUACUCUCAUCGCGAGGCUGUGAAUCGGCGUCAAGGGACACCACCAACACCAAGAAAGCCGUUUGUCAAGGAAUUCGAUGACUUGCCCUAG
Molecule: messenger RNA, 1860 nt
Organism: Colletotrichum truncatum
Lineage: Eukaryota; Fungi; Ascomycota; Sordariomycetes; Glomerellales; Glomerellaceae
Source: RefSeq, a predicted model, not a curated record